Messenger RNA from Cutaneotrichosporon oleaginosum, 870 nucleotides. RefSeq lists its product as uncharacterized. Lineage: Eukaryota; Fungi; Basidiomycota; Tremellomycetes; Trichosporonales; Trichosporonaceae. The record is from RefSeq and is a predicted model, not a curated record.
AUGUUGUACUCUCAAAUCGCGCUUGCGGCUGGCGCUGCGCUGCUCGGCGCUCAGGACGCCCACGCCUUCUUCCUCUGGUGGCCGUUCUCGCGGCCCGUCAUCUCACCAUUUGCUUUUACCGGGUGUAUCAAGCGCACGAGCACGUGGACGUCCAUAUUUACCUCAAGCGCGCCCGAUGCUGCGUCGUGUGUCGCCAAUUGCGCCCGCCUUGGCGACAUGGCCUACUGGUCACGUACGUCCAACGUGUGCAAGUGCGGACGCACACCCAACGCCCUCGGCAUUCUCGACUUCUCGUUCCAGCCCUAUGUCGCCGGGAACGAGGGACAGUGCGGCUCCAACUACGAGUCAUAUAUGAUCACGCAGUUCGGGUUCCUCGGGUGCGCAAACAACGUCGACGUUGGCAGCGCGGCCACCAUUGCGUCCAACUCGCGCAUGUCGACUGCCUUCCGCGCGUGCGCCCCACAAGACCAGGUCAUGGUAUUCACGUACGGGCGGCGCAAGUGGACCGCGUAUUGCUUCGACCCCGCGGCGCCGCCCGUCGUCGAAGACUACGACCCCGUGCAGUGCAAUGGAGGUGCCUACUAUCUCUACGGAAACGCGCCAGGAGCUGGGAAGCGCGAUGCUGCCCGCCGGCGCGGGGCACCCGACGGACUACCCGCCCCAUGGUGCCCUGCAGGCCGCGUGCCGUGCCAGAUCGACGAAGAUGAGAGCCUCGGGUAUGAGUGCAUCGAUGUCGACCACGACGGUGAUCAGUGCGGCGGAUGCGCGAUUGGCGUGUAUGGCGGUGCUGGGAACAGCAGCUUCUCAGGCGAAUACUGCGGCGACAAAGCUUUAUGCGCCGCUGGCAAAUGCGUAUCCCACGCCCACUAG